Messenger RNA from Aspergillus tanneri, 2913 nucleotides. It is a transcript of the gene MCM6, whose product is annotated as MCM DNA helicase complex subunit MCM6. Gene Ontology annotation, molecular function: single-stranded DNA binding; single-stranded 3'-5' DNA helicase activity; ATP binding. NCBI's taxonomy places the organism in Eukaryota, Fungi, Ascomycota, Eurotiomycetes, Eurotiales, Aspergillaceae. Bases 1 to 2913 code for a protein of 970 amino acids. Gene Ontology annotation, biological process: double-strand break repair via break-induced replication; DNA replication initiation; mitotic DNA replication. Gene Ontology annotation, cellular component: MCM complex; nucleus. The transcript has 4 exons. The record is from RefSeq and is a predicted model, not a curated record.
AUGUCGUCUCUUUUUGACGCUGUGCUCCAGUCUGAGCUGGGCUCGACUACUGGGCCUCGCGACCAUCGCCUCCAUUCUGAUCAACUCCCAAGUUCACGACCGCAGCUGCCCUCAGAGAGCAAUGGCCCAAUGAGUGAUAUGCAUGGUUUUCCAGAUGAUCAGGUUGCCGAGACAAGUGCGUCGACCACAAGCCGGCUCCGAAAUCCCUACCUUCCAGGGCCGCCCCCUUUAGUCGAUGUUGCAGGUGAAAAAGUUCGCCAGGCUUUCGAAGAAUUGCUCGAAACUUAUGUCGAGGAUCUAUCAUGGAGUGCGCCUCCGCCCUCUUCGGAACCGAAGCUUAGCGACAAGUAUUAUCUCGCCCAAAUUCAUGGCAUGGCAAAAUUUGAGCUUUCAACACUCUAUGUGGAUUUCACACACCUGACAUCGCUGGAUAAUCAAAUCCUGGCAGAUGCAAUCGCCAACCAAUAUUACCGCUUCCAACCUUUCCUGACCCAGGCCUUGCAUAAUCUAAUUGCAAAAUACGAGCCGGAGUAUUUCACAUCUCAUCGUCAGCUUGACGCUGCCACCUCAGAUGCCAGCUCAUCUAUGAUGGCUGCUGCAUCGAGUGCGGCUGUGUCUGAAAGUCUUGAAGUAGAAAAGGGGCUUCGCAGGAAAACACGCCACCAACAGAGCGAUAAAUUAUUCUCGCUGGCUUUUUACAACCUACCCCUAGUUUCUCGACUUCGUCAACUACGGACCUCGCAAAUUGGAAAAUUGCUUUCAGUAUCUGGUACUAUCACACGGACGUCAGAAAUUCGACCAGAGUUGUCUUUGGGGACUUUUGUUUGUGAACAGUGCAAGACAGUGUGUCCUGAUGUAGAGCAAACCUUCAAAUAUACCGAGCCUUCAAAGUGCCCUAACAACGUCUGUGGCAACCGCUCGGGGUGGAGACUUGAUAUAGGAAAAAGCACAUUCGUUGAUUGGCAAAAAGUAAAAUUGCAAGAGUCGUCCCAUGAAAUUCCAACCGGUAGCAUGCCACGAACAAUGGAUGUGAUACUUCGUGGUGAAAUGGUUGAUCGUGCAAGGGCUGGGGAACGGUGUAUUUUCACUGGUACUUUGAUUGUGAUUCCGGAUGUCAGCCAACUGGGACUUCCUGGUGUGCGCCCGGAGGCUGUUCGCGAUGACAGUGUUCGCAGUGCAGAUAUCGGAGGGGGAGGAGUUACGGGUCUUAAAGCUCUCGGUGCUAAGGAUUUGACCUACAGACUUGCUUUCCUCGCUUGUAUGGUCACACCGGACAUGUCUACUCCUGGCCAACGACCAAACCAGCACUUAAAUGGCCAAUCGCAGAAUAUCCUGGCUUCUUUGAACCAAGCCAAGGAGCCCGACGCGGACGAGGACAAUGCCCAGGAGGCGCUUCUGCAGAGCCUGACUCCCCAUGAGGUUGACGACUUGAAAAAGCUUGUUCAUUCCGACUACAUCUAUUCUCGCCUGGUGGACUCAAUUGCGCCUAUGAUCUACGGCCACAGACAAAUCAAAAAAGGGUUGCUUUUACAGCUUAUUGGCGGAGUCAGCAAAUCCACAGAACAAGAGAACAUGCAGCUCCGUGGUGAUAUCAACAUAUGUAUUGUUGGUGAUCCCUCGACCAGUAAGAGCCAAUUUCUAAAGUACAUUUGUUCCCUGCACCCUCGGGCGGUCUAUACAAGCGGUAAAGCGUCAUCUGCUGCCGGUUUGACAGCCUCGGUUGUAAAAGAUGCUGAAACCGGCGAAUUCACCAUCGAAGCUGGUGCUCUAAUGCUCGCUAAUGGUGGUGGCAUUUGUGCUAUCGAUGAGUUUGAUAAGAUGGAUAUCAGUGACCAAGUGGCCAUUCACGAAGCCAUGGAACAGCAGACAAUUUCAAUUGCUAAGGCUGGCAUCCACACUACUCUUAAUGCCCGAGCAUCAAUCCUCGCUGCUGCAAACCCAAUUGGUGGCCGUUAUAACCCCAAGGUCCCACUCCGUGCCAAUCUCAACUUCAGUGCUCCCAUUAUGAGCAGGUUUGAUUUGUUCUUUGUUAUCCGGGAUGAGCCCAAUGAGACCGUAGAUCGCAAUCUUGCUGAUCAUAUUGUCAACGUGCAUAUGAACCGCGACAAAGCUGUCGAGCCAGAACUGAGCACAGAGCAACUACAGCGGUAUAUCCGCUUUGCCCGUACCUUCAGGCCUGUAUUCACCGAGGAUGCUAAAGCAUUGCUUGUUGAAAAAUAUAAAGACCUUCGUACCAAUGAUGCUCAGGGCGGCAUGGGCCGCUCAUCUUACCGGAUCACAGUUCGCCAGCUUGAAUCUUUGAUUCGUCUCUCCGAGGCAGUCGCCAAAGCGAACUGUGUGGAAGAGGUUGUACCUAAUUUUGUGCGUGAAGCAUAUGACCUUCUGCGGCAAAGUAUCGUUACAGUCGAGAAGGACGAUGUUGAAGUUGACGAUGAAGAGCCCACUCAGCAAACGGAGGACCAAGAGAUGGGAGAUCGUGACCGAGAAGGUGACAGCCCUAUGCGCGAUAUGCUUGACGAGGAGCCAACAAGGGAGUCACGCACCAAGACCAAGAUCUCAUUUGAUAAAUACAUGAAGAUUCUGAAUCUUGUCGUGCAACGUGUCAACGAAGAUGAAGUUGCAUCAGGCGAGGGUGUGGAGCAGGAGGAUCUAAUUGUUUGGUACCUUGAGCAAGUUGAGUCAGAGCUCAACAAUGAGGAGGAUUUGAAGCGUGAACGUGACCUGGCGGCCAAGGUCUUGAAACGGAUGGUCAAGGAUAACAUUCUCAUGCCUAUUCGUGGAGAAGGGUUGAUCGACACAGCAGAGGACAGCACCCAAGGGGAACAAUUGCAGCGGACCGUAUACGUUUUGCAUCCCAACUGCGCUGCUGAUGAGCUCGUGUUUCCGGCUCCAGGCCAGGAAAGGCGACGAUAA